Messenger RNA from Hemicordylus capensis (graceful crag lizard), 3909 nucleotides. RefSeq lists its product as uncharacterized. Gene Ontology annotation, biological process: DNA integration; virion assembly. Bases 1 to 3909 code for a protein of 1302 amino acids. Gene Ontology annotation, molecular function: nucleic acid binding; RNA-DNA hybrid ribonuclease activity. Lineage: Eukaryota; Metazoa; Chordata; Lepidosauria; Squamata; Cordylidae. The record is from RefSeq and is a predicted model, not a curated record. The transcript is spliced from 3 exons.
AUGGGGAGCCAGAUCCACCCUGUGGUGAAGAAACCAGUGCCUCAGGAGGCGGCUGCCUCCGUGUUUCCAGUAACUCCCCCGGCCCCUUCCAUACGGAAGGUUGAGGAGGAGGAUGAUUACCCCUACGAUCGUCUUUCUCCUCCCCCACCCUACCCAACUGCCCCGCCUGCGGUUCGGCCUGGAGAGCCAUCACAGGGACCGUCAGGGAUGCUUUCUCCCGGUUCCCUCGCCAGGCAGACCAUACAGUUUGUCCAACAGGUUAUGGGAAUGUCCCCUACCAGGGACUCCGGGGGUCAGCCAUCCACCCCAUCUGGGGCAUCCACCCUGUCGGGGACAGGGACCUCUCCCGGUUCCCUGGAGACAUCGGGGUCGUCCCCUCAGGGCGCCAUCACCCCUCCAGAGGAGGAGGAGAGUGAUGACUCAGAUGCAGGGGACACUGCGGGGUCCACUCCUCAGAGACCAGUCAGGACCACGAGGGGAAGACAGCCUCAGAGAUUGGGGGCUGUGCAGUGUCCGCUAAGGGCAGUGCCUAUGGGACAAAGACUGGUUUUAGUCCAUACCCCCUUUUCCACUUCUGACCUUCAUAACUGGAGACAGGGGCUUCCGCCGUAUCGGGAAAGCCCCCAGAAGUAUGUGGAUCUGGUGGGUCAGAUAAUUUCCACCCACCGGCCCCACAUCCCUGACCUCUUCACUCUCCUUACUGGCCUUCUGAGUGAAGAUGAACUCCGCCAGGUGCUGAAGGAGGCCCAUGCGUCCUAUGCUGCCUGGAGAGGGGAGCAGGUUGCCCAGGGGCGCUAUGAUGCGGGCAACUUGCCAGAACCUCUGGCAUUGAUCAGCCCUAACCCACCAGAGCCUGCAACCGACCCUAACAAUGAGUUGGGGAAUGUCUUGAUCAUGGCAGCACGAACUGCCGUCUUGGACGGACUCCGGAAAGGAGUCCCAAAAGCUAUUAACUUCCAUAGAGUGUAUGAAGCGAUACAGGGACCCCAGGAGUCCCCCACGGAAUUCCUGGUGCGUCUGAAGGAUGCCUUCCGUCGCUUCACAGACCUGGACCCAGAGGCUCCGGGAAAUGAGGCGGCUAUAAAAACAGCCUUUAUUGGCCAGUCAGCCCCAGACAUUCGGAAGAAGUUGCAGAAACUGACAGCCCCAUCCGCCCAACCCAUGGAAACCCUCAUACAGACUGCCUUUCAAGUGUUCCACCAGAGAGGGGAGGUGGAGGAGCCCGCGGAGUGGAGGGAGGUAGACCCUGAGGUCUGGUAUACAGGGACACCAGGAUUGGCCAAAUAUGCAACCCCUCAUCAAGUCCCACUGAAACCAGGGGCAUGCCCAAUUUCCGUGCGGCAGUACCCUCUCAAAAGGGAGGCCCGCAUUGGACUCCAGCCUAUAAUUCAGGCUUUCUUAGAGGCCGAUCUGCUGAUGCCAGUGUCCAGCCCAUGGUGUACACCCAUCCUUCCCGUACCAAAGUCGGAUGGAUCAUGGCGGUUUGUGCAGGACCUUAGGGAAGUAAAUGCCCGAACACUCCGACUGCACCCAAUGGUAGCCAAUCCCCACACCAUUUUGACCACCUUAACCAGAGAUCAAACUUGGUACGUGGUAGUGGACCUGAAGGAUGCUUUUUUCUGUGUUCCCUUGGCCCAGGAGUCACAGCCCAUCUUUGCAUUUGAAUGGUUAGAUCCUGAUGGUCCCAUAUCCCAUAAAAACCAGUUCUCCUGGAAGAGGAUCCCGCAGGGUUACUCUAACUCGCCUUCCGCCUUUCAGCGGACUCUGUCCGCUGAUUUGAGCCAUUUCCAGCCACCCGCAGUGACCAUCUUGCAAUAUGUGGAUGAUCUUUUGGUCGCAGCAAAAACGGCGGACGAAGCGUCCGCACAAUCGGUGGCAUUAUUAAAUCACUUGGGUUCCUGUGGGUACAAAGUUUCCAAGUCAAAAAUCCAGUGGGUAUCCCAAAAGGUCCGGUAUUUGGGUUAUGUUUUGGAAAAAGGUACUCGGUACCUGCAUCCAUCCCGUAUCCAAGCGUUGAAUGAUUUAAAUCCUCCCCAAAAUGUGCAGGAGCUCCGUAGUUUUCUGGGAAUUGCAGGAUAUGGGCGACUGUGGGUCCCCGGGUUCUCUGUCUUGUCAAAGCCUCUGUAUGAAUUGACAGCCUUAAAUAUGGCUUGGGAAUGGACGGGCACCCACCAAAGGGCGUGGGAAGCUAUCCGGUCUGCUCUAGCCUCUGCAGCAGCCCUGGCAUUACCCGACCGGACCUUGCCCUUUGAGCUAUUUGUACACGAGAAACAAGGAGUGGCCCUGGCUGUUCUUACCCAGACCGUGGGUCCGGCCAGGAUGCCAGUAGCCUAUUUCUCCAAAAAUUUAGACAGCCCAGUCAAGGGGUGGCCAGCCUGCUUGCGGGCCAUUGCGGCAGCGGCAACGAUGGUUGAAGAGGCUUUAAAAAUCUCUGCAGGGAGCCCGAUACAUGUACAAUCCCCUCAUUCUGUGGCUGCUCUCCUAGAUCAAAAACUACCGGCCUGGGCGACCUCAGCCAGACUUACUCGCUAUGUGUCUAUUCUCUUGGAAAAUGACUCAGUGUCCUUACAUAAAUCUAACUGCCUCAAUCCAGCUACCCUGCUCCCUUUGCCAGCUGUCACCCCUGUCCAUGACUGCCUUAGAGUCUUGGCAGAGACGGUGGGUAUACGUCCUGAUCUCAGGAUGGAGCCCAUUGUUGAUCCAGACCUCUCCCUGUGGACAGAUGGGUCUUCUUUUGUCCUCAACGGACAAAGGUAUACAGGGUAUGCUGUGGUCAAUGAGGAACACCCAGUAAUCUUAAAAAGACUGCCCCCACAGUGUUCUGCUCAAGUGGCCGAACUUGAAGCCCUGAUCGCUGCUGCCACCUACUGCCAGGGAAUUCGAGCGAAUAUCUACACUGACAGCCGAUACUCAUUCCUGGCCGCACACACCCAUGCUUCCUUAUGGAAGGCUAGGGGCUUUAGGGGUGCAGAUGGAAAAACCUUAAAAAUGAAGCCGCUUCUGGAAAGACUUUUCUCGGCCCUUCUGCUGCCCUCAGAAAUAGCUGUGAUUCACUGCAGGGGGCAUCAGACAGAUGAUGGCCCCGUGACACGGGGAAAUCGCCUGGCUGACACCUGUGCCCAACACGCGGUGCAAAUGGAAAGGGAGGAGGUGGUUCAGGAGGUUUGCAAAUUGUUAGACAUCCCGUGGUUUCUGCACUCUGCAUAUCACCCAGAGUCCUCCGCGAAGGUUGAAAGAAUGAACCAAAGCCUGAAGAUUAAUAUUGCCAAGCUGUGUCAGGAAACUAAUCUGAAAUGGCCUAAGGUCUUACCCUUGGCCUUGACCCGGGUCCGAGCGGCCCCAUCCUCUCGACUGGGAUUGUCCCCAUUCGAGCUGGUGUAUGGCCGCCCUUUUGUUGCCUCGGAGCUGAUGGACCCUCCCGAAACCACCCAGGCAUACCUUAGAAAACUCGUAGGGGAUCUGUCUGCUUUAUCUCUCCAGGUCUCAGCAGCCUUGCCGGUGCGCCCAGAUCUACCCACUACGGUGCACCCGGGGGAUUGGGUCCUGGUGAAGGAACUACAUCCCAAUUGCACUGAGCCCAAGUGGUCAGAGCCAAAGCAGGUCCUUCUCAGCACACCCACAGCAGCAAGGGUCGAAGGGUUGAAAGCCUGGGUCCAUAUCUCCCGCCUGAAGCCAGUCCCAGCACCAGCAGACGAGUGGGCGUGUGAGCAGUUAGGCCCGUUACGCCUAAAGAUCCAGCGCCACACCCAGAGUUCUCCACCCCCAAGAAGUCAGGAGGCGGCAGUCUUGCAUACCGGGAGGACCGUUCCUGUCCACACCGACCUCCCUGCAGACCCAGACGAACAACUGGACUUCGUGUAUAUCGGGGACGGCAAAUUCAUUGAUGUAACUGAUGUUGAUGGGUGUUGA